Jaculus jaculus (lesser Egyptian jerboa) is the source of this 2973-nucleotide messenger RNA. RefSeq names its product transportin 2 (gene Tnpo2). Gene Ontology annotation, molecular function: small GTPase binding; nuclear import signal receptor activity. Bases 96 to 2789 code for a protein of 897 amino acids. Gene Ontology annotation, cellular component: cytoplasm; nucleus. NCBI's taxonomy places the organism in Eukaryota, Metazoa, Chordata, Mammalia, Rodentia, Dipodidae. The record is from RefSeq and is a predicted model, not a curated record. The transcript has 25 exons. Gene Ontology annotation, biological process: protein import into nucleus.
UUCCCUCUCGCUGGCUCCCUCCUUCCGCGCGAGUCUCUGGAGAAGCCGCAGCGCUUGGCGCCGCCGCCGCCGCCCGGGCCCGUCCGCCUUGCGCCAUGGACUGGCAGCCGGACGAGCAGGGCCUACAACAGGUCCUGCAGCUGCUCAAAGACUCGCAGUCGCCCAACACAGCCACCCAGCGCAUCGUGCAGGAUAAACUCAAACAACUCAACCAAUUUCCCGACUUCAACAACUACCUGAUCUUCGUCUUGACCAGACUCAAGUCAGAAGACGAGCCGACCCGCUCUCUCAGUGGUCUCAUCCUAAAGAACAAUGUGAAGGCACACUACCAGAGCUUCCCACCACCCGUGGCUGACUUCAUCAAGCAGGAGUGUCUCAACAACAUUGGCGAUGCCUCCUCACUCAUCCGUGCCACCAUCGGCAUUCUCAUCACCACCAUCGCUUCCAAGGGCGAGCUGCAGAUGUGGCCUGAGCUGCUGCCCCAGCUGUGUAACCUGCUCAAUUCCGAGGACUACAACACUUGUGAGGGAGCUUUUGGAGCUCUGCAGAAGAUCUGUGAAGACUCUUCUGAGCUUUUGGAUAGUGAUGCUCUCAACAGACCCCUAAACAUCAUGAUCCCCAAGUUUCUGCAGUUUUUCAAGCACUGCAGCCCUAAGAUCAGGUCCCAUGCCAUUGCCUGUGUGAACCAGUUCAUCAUGGACCGAGCCCAGGCACUCAUGGACAACAUCGACACCUUUAUCGAGCACCUGUUUGCCCUGGCCGUGGAUGAUGACCCUGAAGUGCGGAAAAAUGUGUGCCGUGCCCUGGUGAUGCUUCUGGAAGUGCGCAUUGACCGCCUCAUCCCCCACAUGCACAGCAUCAUCCAGUACAUGCUGCAGAGGACCCAGGACCACGACGAGAAUGUGGCCCUAGAGGCCUGUGAAUUCUGGCUGACGCUGGCCGAGCAGCCCAUCUGCAAGGAAGUCCUGGCCUCCCACCUGGUCCAGUUGAUCCCCAUCCUGGUAAAUGGGAUGAAGUACUCUGAAAUCGACAUCAUCUUGCUCAAGGGCGACGUAGAGGAGGACGAAGCCGUGCCUGACAGCGAGCAGGACAUUAAGCCACGCUUCCACAAGUCCCGAACGGUGACCUUGCCCCACGAGGCGGAGCGGCCCGACGGGUCCGAGGACGCCGAGGACGACGACGACGACGACGCCCUGUCUGACUGGAAUCUGAGGAAGUGCUCCGCCGCGGCGCUGGACGUCCUCGCCAACGUCUUCCGGGAGGAGCUGCUGCCCCACCUGCUCCCCCUGCUCAAAGGACUCCUGUUCCACCCCGAGUGGGUGGUCAAGGAGUCAGGCAUCCUGGUGCUGGGUGCCAUCGCCGAGGGCUGCAUGCAGGGCAUGGUACCCUACCUGCCUGAGCUGAUCCCGCACCUCAUCCAGUGCCUUUCCGAUAAGAAGGCCUUGGUGCGCUCCAUUGCCUGCUGGACACUGAGCCGCUAUGCCCACUGGGUGGUAAGCCAGCCUCCCGACAUGCACCUCAAGCCUCUGAUGACUGAGCUGCUCAAGCGCAUCUUGGAUGGCAACAAGAGGGUACAGGAGGCGGCCUGCAGUGCCUUUGCCACCCUGGAGGAGGAGGCGUGCACAGAGCUGGUGCCCUACCUCAGCUACAUCCUUGACACUCUGGUUUUCGCCUUUGGCAAGUACCAGCACAAGAACCUGCUCAUCCUCUACGAUGCCAUUGGCACCCUGGCCGACUCGGUGGGCCACCACCUCAAUCAGCCGGAGUAUAUCCAGAAGCUGAUGCCCCCUUUGAUCCAGAAGUGGAACGAGCUCAAGGAUGAAGACAAGGACCUCUUCCCCCUGCUGGAGUGCCUGUCGUCAGUGGCUACAGCCCUGCAGAGUGGCUUCCUGCCCUACUGUGAGCCCGUCUACCAGCGCUGUGUCACCCUAGUGCAGAAGACGCUGGCCCAGGCCAUGAUGUAUACCCAGCACCCCGAGCAGUAUGAGGCCCCUGACAAGGACUUCAUGAUCGUGGCAUUGGACCUACUUAGUGGCUUGGCUGAGGGCCUGGGUGGCCAUGUAGAGCAGCUGGUAGCCCGGAGCAACAUCAUGACACUGCUUUUUCAGUGCAUGCAGGACUCCAUGCCCGAGGUCCGGCAGAGCUCUUUCGCCCUCCUGGGAGACCUCACCAAGGCCUGCUUCAUCCAUGUCAAGCCCUGCAUCGCUGAGUUCAUGCCGAUCCUGGGCACCAACCUGAACCCUGAGUUCAUCUCUGUCUGUAAUAAUGCCACCUGGGCCAUCGGGGAGAUCUGCAUGCAGAUGGGGGCGGAGAUGCAGCCCUAUGUGCAGAUGGUUCUCAACAACCUGGUGGAGAUCAUUAACCGGCCCAACACGCCCAAGACACUGCUGGAAAACACAGGUCGCCUGACGAGUCCCUCUGCCAUUCCAGCCAUCACCAUCGGCCGCCUGGGCUACGUGUGCCCCCAGGAGGUGGCACCCAUGCUGCAGCAGUUCAUCCGGCCUUGGUGCACUUCACUCAGGAACAUCCGGGACAAUGAGGAAAAGGACUCAGCUUUCCGAGGCAUCUGCAUGAUGAUCGGAGUCAAUCCUGGGGGUGUUGUGCAGGACUUCAUUUUCUUCUGCGAUGCUGUGGCCUCAUGGGUGAGCCCAAAGGAUGACCUUCGGGACAUGUUUUAUAAGAUCCUCCAUGGCUUCAAAGAUCAAGUUGGGGGGGAGAACUGGCAACAGUUUUCAGAGCAAUUUCCACCGUUGCUCAAAGAGAGGCUGGCAGCAUUUUACGGGGUCUAGACAAACGGGGAGACCACCAGGUUUCUGUCUUGCGUCAUCGUCGGAGGGAUUGCUGGGGAGCGCAUUGCGUCCAGAAGUCGCUGUGCCCUGGUCGAGGGGGGUUAGGGAGGAGUGAAUGGGACCCAAAUCCAGACGCCUUCCCUGUCUGUCCGUCCGUCCGUCUGUCGGUCCACCUGUCCCAACA